AUGCUGAGGCAUUUCAUGCGGCUUGAUAUCGACAACGAUCUUCUUACGACAAUGGUAGAGCGAUGGCGCCCCAAAGUGCAUACCUUCCAUUUCCCCGAGGGGGAAAUGACGAUCACCCUCAGAGAUGUUGCCCUCCUCACUGGGUUGCCGGUUACUGGAGAGGCCAUCAUCGGCAACUCAAGUAAACCCGAAGGUGGUUGGGGGCCGUUGAUUCUCGAGCGUUUGGGGUUCAACAUGCCGACCACAACGUCCGUUCAAGGGGUUGGGCAUCCACCGCUCAAUACGGGGCAAGUUUCAAUCCCGUGGCUUGUUGAACACAUCCAACAGGAAGUUAAUUUAGGGCCAGACACCCCCGAGGAUCAGGUGGAGCGAUAUGCACGCGUCUACCUCAUUGGAUUGGUUGGUGGAUUUAUGUUCCCCGACAAGGCAAACCGGUGGAUUCAAGGCAUGUGGUUGUCGUUGCUCCUCGGUGAUUGGGACGAGAUCGGGGGAAAGAGUUGGGGGUCGGCCAUAUUGGUUGGGGUCUACCGAGAGCUGUGCACUUGCUCGAGGUUGGGAGCGAUACAAGCUGGAGGUGUGAUGUUCAUACUCCAACUCUGGGCAUGGGAGCAUCUUCCAAUGUUCGCUCCCCGAGACCCACGGAAUUUUUGGGGUCCAGAUGAGGAGCUACGCUUUCUAGAAAAUCCCCCUGUGGAUCAGAGCAAAUACAAAUGA
Linum tenue is the source of this 714-nucleotide messenger RNA. NCBI's taxonomy places the organism in Eukaryota, Viridiplantae, Streptophyta, Magnoliopsida, Malpighiales, Linaceae. The record is from the annotation of a GenBank genome assembly.